Molecule: messenger RNA, 1788 nt
Organism: Solanum stenotomum
Lineage: Eukaryota; Viridiplantae; Streptophyta; Magnoliopsida; Solanales; Solanaceae
Product: BEL1-like homeodomain protein 9
Exons: 4
Coding region: 266-1780 (504 amino acids)
Biological process (GO): regulation of transcription by RNA polymerase II
Molecular function (GO): RNA polymerase II cis-regulatory region sequence-specific DNA binding; DNA-binding transcription factor activity, RNA polymerase II-specific
Source: RefSeq, a predicted model, not a curated record
UUUGAUUGUCUUUUUCUCUCUCUUUCUGCCUCACCUCACUUCAAAACUGAUAGAUAUCAGUAUAUAUAUUGUCAUAAUCCUAAUACCAAUAAUAACACUACUUCUAGCCUUUCACUUCAUCCAAUCACACCCACAUCUCUUCACUACUAUUAUUGAUUUUCAGACCUUUUUUUUUCUUCAUUUCAUCUUCUUUCCUUAUUUUACUAAAAAAAAAAAGAUAAAAGAGUCUUGUUAUCUUUCUUUUGCUUUGUUUUUUUAAAAUUAAAUGGCUGAAGGAUUUGAACCUUAUCAUGUCCCACAACAAAGUAGAAGAGAUAAGCUUAGAGUUUUACUUGAUGAAAAUAACAGUAGUAAUUGUCAAAUCCCUCUUUAUGAUCCAUCUAUUGUUUUGCCUUCAGAUUUGUCAAUUUUUCAAGAAAUUAAUGGUAACCCUUUUCUCUAUACAUCUCAAAUUCCAAGAUUUCUUGAUCAUACUAAUAAUAGUUGUAGUAGUAAUAGUAACACAAAUGGUCAAGGUAAUUUAUCUUUGUCUUUGUCAUCUCUUCAUCAUACUACUAAUGACUUGUCAUCGUCUAAGAGUAUUACUACGACUACUAGUUGUGUACCACUUGGACCUUUUACGGGGUACUCUUUAAUUUUGAAGAGAUCAAGGUUUUUGAAACCUGCACAAAUUUUGUUGGAUGAAUUGUGUCAUGUUAGUAAAGGGAUUUAUGUUGAUGAUGAUGGUAAUUCUAAUUUGAUGAUGGAUCCUCCACAAGGUUUUAUUAAUGGAGAUGAGCAAUUUGGGAAAAAGAAAUCCAGAUUAAUUUCAAUGCUUGAUGAGGUAUACCAUAAGUACAAGCAAUAUCAUGAGCAACUACAAAUGGUUGUGGCAUCAUUUGAAUCAGUUGCUGGACUUGGAAAUGCAGCACCAUUUGCAAACAUAGCUAUAAAAACUAUGUCAAAACACUUCAAAUGCCUUAAAGAUGCCAUAAUUGACCAACUCCAAUUUACAACAAGCAAAUCUUCACAUCAUAUUCAUGGUCAAAUUAAUUGUGAAAGAGCUGUUACAAUUUCUGGCAAAGGAAUUUAUUGCCAAAGACAAGAAACUCAACCUGUUUGGAGACCACAAAGAGGGCUUCCUGAACGUGCUGUCACUGUACUUAGGGCUUGGUUGUUUGACCAUUUUCUUCACCCUUACCCCACGGACAGCGAUAAAGUAAUGUUAGCCAAACAAACUGGCCUCUCAAGAAAUCAGGUUUCUAAUUGGUUCAUUAACGCGAGAGUAAGACUUUGGAAACCUAUGGUAGAGGAGAUUCACAUGCUUGAAACUCGAGAAGGUCAUAAUAAAUCUUCACAGAGAGAAGAACCUAACAACAACAACGACAAUAAUAAUCCGAUUGAACAUUUUCCUAUGAGUAAUUCAAAUGCAUGUGAAAGUAAUACUCUAUCUACAUCAACAUCAAGAUUACAAGACCUUCCAUCAAAACGAACUCGAAAUGAGUUAGCAAAUAUUCCCAAUAAUAUUGGAAGAAUCGCGGAUUCAUUUAAUUUAUCAUAUAACGGAAAUUUGUCAACUGGAGUUGGUGGUGGUGUGUCAUUAACAUUAGGGCUUCAUCAGAACUCCGGUAAUAUUGGUUUAUCAGAGCCAUUUCCGAUGAAUGCAGCUCGACGUUUUGGUAUCGAUAAUAAUACCAAUAGUGGAAGGUUUAUUGUUGGUGGAUUUGAUGAACAAAAUGGACAAUUUGGAAGAAAUAAUACUAUGGUUGGUGGGCAAUUCUUGCAUGAUUUUGCUGGUUGAAUGAAGAA